Molecule: messenger RNA, 5525 nt
Organism: Cryptotermes secundus
Lineage: Eukaryota; Metazoa; Arthropoda; Insecta; Blattodea; Kalotermitidae
Product: MAP kinase-interacting serine/threonine-protein kinase 1
Exons: 8
Coding region: 164-1750 (528 amino acids)
Biological process (GO): protein autophosphorylation; intracellular signal transduction; peptidyl-serine phosphorylation
Cellular component (GO): nucleus; cytoplasm
Molecular function (GO): calmodulin binding; calcium-dependent protein serine/threonine kinase activity; ATP binding
Source: RefSeq, a predicted model, not a curated record
UGCUACGUGUUCAGACACGCAGUCGGAGUUGGAACAGGGCGAAGGUUGGUGGUAGUUGGACGGAUGGGUUAGUGUGUUGGAAGACAAGGCAGUCGGUGUAGUUCGAAGGGGCCAGUUUCUAAUUUCUGUUUGGUCAAAAGUUUCCCUUCCCCACACAUUAGUGAUGGUUGAGAAGAUAUUAGAAGAAGUGCGAGGGUCCGAGACUGAGUGUUGUGAGGUUCUGUCUACUCGUGGAGGGGACAAUAAGACGGUGACAGGUACUAAUGAAUGCCACAACAGUGUGCAGCAGCGCAAGGAGGAGGCACGGCGCAAGCGCAGGAAGAAGAAGAGAACAGGCUCCAGCCUUGUAUCUUCCUGUUUCCAAGAGCUCUACAGGUUGACUGGUGAGGUGCUUGGAGAAGGGGCAUAUGCAUCUGUUCAGACCUGUGUUAAUAUCUGGACAGACUUGGAGUAUGCUGUUAAAAUUAUCGACAAGAUUCCAGGACAUAGUCGCAGCCGAGUGUUCAAAGAGGUGGAGACCUUUCACCAUUGUCAAGGCCAUCCUAACAUCAUUCAACUCAUAGAGUUUUUCGAAGAUGAAGAAAGGUUCUACCUUGUGUUUGAAAAAGUGAAUGGUGGUCCUCUCCUUACCCGCAUCCAGGAACGCGUUCACUUCACUGAGCGAGAAGCAAGUCAGAUCAUCAGGGAUCUUGCCAGUGCACUCCAGUUCCUUCAUGUUAAGGGUAUUGCUCACAGGGAUCUGAAGCCAGAGAAUAUCCUUUGUGUUUAUCCAGACAAGCUGAGUCCAGUGAAAAUAUGUGACUUUGACCUGAGCUCAGGAAUCAAGUUCAAUUCAAACCUGGCUUCUCCCCUCUCUACACCACAGCUACUCACCCCAGUUGGAAGUGCGGAGUUCAUGGCCCCUGAAGUCGUAGAGGCUUUUAUUGGCGAAUCUAAUUCAUAUGAUAAGCGGUGUGAUCUCUGGUCCCUCGGAGUGAUAAUGUAUAUCUUGCUGUGUGGCUACCCACCUUUCUACGGCAGCUGUGGGUCUGACUGUGGUUGGGAGAGAGGUGAAAACUGUCAAGCAUGUCAGGAACUGCUGUUUACAAGUAUCCAAGAAGGUUGUUACGAUUUUCCUGAGCGUGAAUGGGCAGAUAUCUCGGAAGAAGCCAAGGACUUAAUACGCUCAUUGCUUGUGAAGGAAGCGAGCCGCCGUCUGUCUGCAGAGUGUGUGCUAACUCACCCCUGGAUGUCUGCAGACUCAUCCAGAUCUAACCUGGCAGCCCGAUCUCUGGUUACUCCUCACAUCAUUAGGAGGAACAACAGUGCCCGUGAGCUGUCAGCAUUUGCAGAAAGUGCAAUGGCUGUGAAUCGUGUUGUGCUGCAGCACUUCAGCAUGAACCUUGAGCUAGGCAGUAUGCAGACGCCAUCAUUGAUCAAGUCCUCUGCUGUCCAGGAACCAGAUUUAAGUAAUGGAGCUGGUUGUGGUAACACUAUAUUUGGUCUGUCUCCUCCAAGUGAAUCAAAGUUGAUCCAACGCCGCAAAGCUCAAAGCUUCACCAAGAAGUAUGACAGCAAUGAGUUGUUAAAAGUGGAGGAUAAAGAUCUGCCGGACAGCCACAUCACAACCAAUGCCGCCAAUAAAAUCAACUCUGCAGCAUCUGCUACCACAACCACAGAAGGUAAAAAGAUAGCAAAUCUUCUUCUUGUUGCUUCCUCGCCCACAUCUACUCCAGCGCCUAUAGUUGUGGUGGCAUCUCCUAGUGGCUGAACCAAGAAUUGAACUUCGGCCAGCAUGUGUACCUGAUUUAUUAAUUAUAAUUUUUUUUCACAAUUCAUGUUUUUUUAUUGCAAAGUACUAUUGAACAUAAGUGCCAGACUGACGUUUUAGAGGUAUCUCAGUGUGUUUCUGAGUAAGAUAAGCUUUUUAAAAAGGCAGUUGGUAUGCUAUUUGAGCACAGGUGAGUCGGUCUGGUCGCUUAUUAUUUCUGUUGCCCAUAGAGAUCCUCCGUGAUUUGUUAAGUGAAAAAAGAACUGAGAGAAAGACUGAGUAGUACUGGAAACUACAGUUCAGUAUUUGAAUCACUUUGUAGUGCAUGAUGUAUGUCGGUUUUUUUGUCAGUAAAAUUCUUGCACUUUCAGUAUGGUAUUAAUACCACCCAGUUUAUCAAAUCUUGUUUUAUCUGCAAAAUUUGGUGCUGAGUGUUUGCUUCCAAGAUCACAUCGAUUGAAGCCGUUAGCUCCUCCCAUUUCUGAUUUUAGUAAACAGCGAACAGUUGCAUCAGUACCAUUCUGCUUUUUUCUUAAGAGAAAAUGUUGAAGUAAUUUUCUUAUGAUGAUGAAACUGUCACAUUUGAAAAAGUGUAAUAGCUUCCCUCCUCAAGAACAUUAAGUCAAGUCUUUUGUACCAUCAAGCGGUUAUAUUUUCAAAGCAGUUUAACUGUAUUGGUCUUGUCAGUUGUAGUGAAAGUGGAAGUAGUGAUAAUUUUGUGUUUCAUGCAGUUUGUCUUGUGGGAUACAUGAUCCAGUCUCAGAUUUGGACAUGGACUGUAAGCAGAGCAUGCUUAAAAUACCGUAUUUACCAGCACCAGCAAGAGUAUGACUCAUAGUAAUGGAAGGGGAAAGUACAUAUAGAAGACUGUUGAAUAAUUUUUGUAUAGCCACUUUUAAAAUAUUUUUGAGUCCAUACAAUUUAUGUGAUGGCAUAAAUUGCUUUUUGUGUUUUACAUUUCAAGUAUGGCGGUGGUUAUUUUUUUUUCAUCAGUGUAGGUUGGGGGGGGGUUUGCUGUAGGGUUUCCAGAUGUCACUCAGAUAAUUUCCAAGGAGAUAUUUCUGCUGCUAAGUAGGAUAUGUUCACAAUGAGAAUCCCUUCCUCAAUUUAAAUGACAAAGUGUUGUUCUCCCCUUGUUAUAGGUGUGUAAAUACGGUAUUUUGUAUUUUUUUAAAUGAAUGAUGUAAAUAAUAUUAAAGCUGUAUAACUACUCAGGGCUAUAUAAUAUACAUUUUCCCCUUGUUCUCUGAUCAUAAGGGUGAUUAAGAUAGGGACUUGAGCAUUAUGUUUGCCAUGAUAGUGUAUUGGUUUUCAAACUUUGAAGGGGCAAAACAUCAGCUAGUGAAAUUGCAGUAUGCGUUGGCUGUGAAGGACCCUUUAACGAAUAGGCCGUAUAUUAUCUAAUGUAUGCACGUAGAAUUUCAUUUUAGAGGUUUUUAUGGCAUAGUGUGGUAACUAUCUUGAAGAGCCUGCAUUUUACAUAUGCCAAGAUGUUAGUAUGGAAACGUGCUAGUGAGAAAUGGCCAAUGUUGCUUGUAAUAAGUCUGACAAAUGAAGUAGGCAUGUCCUAAUACUUGUGGAGUGUAUGAUAUUGCCUCAUUAACAUUGUAUAGGUUAUACUUCUUUCAGUUUUAUAACAUGGAAUUAUGUUGAAAGUUGCUUCUGGUCUCUGUUGUAUUAUUCUGUAAGUUCAUAUCCUGUUGUCAUUUUAAAGAUAUUUCAAGUUACUUCAUGAAAACCAAGAGUGAUGAUUUGAUACGAUCUGCCUUAAUAAAUUAUUUUUCUGUAUUACAUUUCUGUCAUCCAUUGCAUUUGUUAUGGGAUUCCUACUGCCACUGCAAUCAUAAUCAUUUGUGUGUAAUAAAUUAUGCUAGAAACAUUUAUGUAAGUAUACAAGCUUGAAUACCAUUACCAGAGGUCAUGAAAUGUUACAUGUAAACCAGAACACCUAACUGUGGAAGUUGAAUAUAACUUCAAUACAGAUUCAUUGCUCGAUUUUUGCAGUUAUUUCUUUUGUAAUGUGUUAAUGUAUGUUUGAUUGUAUGUAUGUACAGUUUUCUUGUUUUAGCCUGUCUAGUCUAACAAUGAUUCCAAAAAAACAACAUGUUUUGGACAGUUCAUGGCAUUCAGUCUCUUGAUAUGAUCGAAGUUAAAAUUAAACUGAAUCGUGGAAUAUUAUGUGUUUCCUUAUCAAGACUUAUUGCUUUUCAGUUUCCAAGGACAUUGGCAUAAAAUAUGCCAGAAUGAGAACUUGUGUGAUGCUGUGUAUAAAAAAUGCACAUCGUUUUUUCCCUCCUUCAGGUACAAAUGUAAGUUUGUGUGCUGAAGCGAGUAAGUGUGCGUGUAUAAAUGUAUAUAUAUAGAUAUAUAUAUGUGUAUGGUAUGACACGACGCAGUGAGAGUGAAAAUCCGAAAGUAUGUGAGGACGUAUGAAUCUUUUUUCAUCAAAGAAAGCAUUAAAGUUGAAUAAUGAGAGCGCUUUAGACAACUUAGUGUUGUGGAAUGUGCUGGCUAUACAUUGCUUUGUAUCCAAAUUUGGAGCCUCCUAAGGUUUAACGAGGUACCAGUUUUCUUUCUGACUGAAAUGCCAGUGGGAAGUGAUAUACAGUUUCAAAAUAGACAUAUCAGGAAUGGUAACAGCUGAAUUUAAUGCCAGAGAUUGGAAGGUGUAUUUUCAUAGUACACUUCAAAGUGUUGACAAUCUGAUGUCUGCAAGCAAAGUAAAGUAUAUACUACUGAAGACAGAAAUUAAGAAGUUAUCUGAGCAUCAUUAGCCAUAAUACUUAAAGUUUUCACAGAAAACUGCAUAAUUGACACUUGCAGCAUCAGAUUUCCAUUAACCGUUUAAGCAAUGCAAAAAGAAAUGCUUUCAGAAGUCAUUUUUGGAGAGUUAUUGGUGAUGGCCUAUGGCAUUUGUUUGAGAAAUAUUACAACUGUGUGUGUAUUCUUUGUAAACAUGUCACGUUAUUGUUAUAUGACGAGACAUUCCAUCAAAUUAGACCAAUCUUGACAUGAUUGGAGCAGCCAUAAUGUUAAGAAAGUUGAAACAGGUGUUAUUCCCAGUGUUUCAGACCUCAUGGAACCAAGCUAUGAGAGAGAGAAACCAUAAGUUGAGUAUGUUUUUAAGAAUGAUGGUAAUGAUCUUAACUAAUUCUGAUGAAUGGGAGAUACAUGCUCUUUGAAAGUUCAAAGAUGAUCAUCUGUGUGCUAGGUGAAUAUCUUAAAUGUUUAUUUAGUAAGUUAAGAUUGGGUGCUUUUUUGAGAGAGUAAAAUCUCUUGUAUGUUAAAACGAAAAUUCUUCAAAAUAUUGAAAGAUGUUGCCAUGGGAUUUAGCAGUUUUUGCUGCUGUCAAGCAUAAGGAUUUUUCUUUCCUCAUUCAAGAAUAUGAAAUGUUAUGGGGGUGAUUAUAAAACAGUUCAGAGUAUGGACUGAAAUAUAGACCCUUUGAAAUCUUGAAUGAUGAUAAUACAUUUAAACUGUAGCAAAUUCAUUAUCUCCCAGUUUUGUUUUUUUUGCAGAAUGGGGAAAAUAUAGUAUCAAGAAUUAAUUUUUGCAUCUUGUUGUUUUGAAGAUUAGUUUGGGUCACUCGCCAUCAUCUUCCAAACAAGUGCUUUAUUAUGUUUUUAAUUUUUGUUCCACACCCUUUUUUUUUUUAAACUUAACAUUACUGGUAAAACAUGGAACAUUGAACAUAAUAUGGUGCUUAAUUACUGAAAGCACUGUAUCUGUGAUAUUAAAAACUUGUAGAAAAAAAUCAAUAAAUUAGUGAAAAUUA